Messenger RNA from Suncus etruscus (white-toothed pygmy shrew), 5220 nucleotides. It is a transcript of the gene SHANK3, whose product is annotated as SH3 and multiple ankyrin repeat domains 3. The record is from RefSeq and is a predicted model, not a curated record. NCBI's taxonomy places the organism in Eukaryota, Metazoa, Chordata, Mammalia, Eulipotyphla, Soricidae. Gene Ontology annotation, cellular component: postsynaptic density; dendritic spine; postsynaptic membrane. Gene Ontology annotation, molecular function: ionotropic glutamate receptor binding; synaptic receptor adaptor activity.
AUGGACGGCCCGGCGGGCGCCGCCACGGUGGUGGUGCGCGUGGGCAUCCCGGACCUGCAGCAGACGAAGUGCCUGCGCCUCGACCCCUCGGCGCCCGUGUGGGCCGCCAAGCAGCGCGUGCUCUGCGCGCUCAGCCACAGCCUCCAGGACGCGCUCAACUACGGGCUCUUCCAGCCGCCCUCGCGGGGCCGCGCCGGCAAGUUCCUGGACGAGGCGCGGCUGCUGCGGGACUACCCGCCCGACCUGGACACGCCCCUGCCCUACCUGGAGUUUCGAUAUAAGCGACGCGUGUACGCCCAGAACCUUAUCGAUGAUAAGCAGUUUGCAAAGCUUCACACCAAGGCAAACCUGAAGAAGUUCAUGGACUACAUCCAGUUGCACAGCACAGAUAAGGUGGCCCGCCUGCUGGACAAGGGGCUGGACCCCAAUUUUCAUGACCCCGACUCAGGAGAGUGUCCCUUGAGUCUUGCGGCCCAGCUGGACCACACCACGGACCUACUGAAGGUGCUGAGGAAUGGCGGGGCCCACCUGGAUUUCCGUACCCGGGAUGGGCUCACGGCUGUGCACUGUGCCACCCGCCAGAGGAACGCAGCUGCCUUGACGGUUAGCUACUUGCCCACAUACCUGCUGGACCUGGUCGCCUCACCGGACUACAAGGACAGCCGGGGCCUCACAGCCCUGUACCACAGUGCUGGGGGGGGCGAUGCCCUCUGCUGCGAACUGCUCCUGCACGAUCAUGCGCAGCUGGGGACCACCGAUGAGAACGGCUGGCAGGAGAUCCAUCAGGCCUGCCGCUUCGGGCACGUGCAGCAUCUGGAGCAUCUUCUGUUCUAUGGGGCUGACAUGGGUGCCCAGAAUGCAUCGGGGAACACGGCCCUGCACAUCUGCGCCCUCUACAACCAGGAGAGCUGUGCGCGUGUGCUGCUUUUCCGUGGGGCCAGCAAGGACGUCCGGAACUACAACAGCCAGACGGCCUUCCAGGUGGCCAUCAUUGCGGGGAACUUUGAGCUGGCAGAGGUUAUCAAGACCCACAAGGACUCUGAUGUCGUACCAUUUAGGGAGACCCCCAGCUACGCGAAGCGGCGGCGGCUGGCCGGCCCCAGUGGUCUGGCCUCCCCUCGGCCUCUGCAGCGCUCGGCCAGUGACAUCAACCUGAAGGGUGAGGUACAGCCGGCAGCCUCCCCGGGACCCACACUGCGAAGCCUUCCCCACCAGCUGCUGCUCCAGAGGCUGCAGGAAGAGAAGGACCGGGACCGAGACAGUGACCACAAUGAAGUUGGCAGCCUUACCCCACUCUGGGGGAGCCAGAGCAAGAUCAGCCCGAGCGGCCCGGGCCCCGCGUCCGCGUCCGCGCCCGGGCCCGCGUCCCCCGCGCCCCCCGCGCCGCCGCCGCGGGGCCCGAAGCGGAAACUUUACAGCGCGGUCCCCGGCCGCAAGUUCAUCGCCGUGAAGGCGCACAGCCCGCAGGGCGAAGGCGAGAUCCCGCUGCACCGCGGCGAGGCCGUGAAGGUGCUCAGCAUUGGGGAGGGCGGUUUCUGGGAGGGAACCGUGAAAGGCCGCACGGGCUGGUUCCCGGCCGACUGCGUGGAGGAGGUGCAGAUGAGGCAGCAUGACACGAGGCAUGAAACCCGGGAGGACCGAACGAAGCGACUUUUCCGUCACUACACGGUGGGGUCCUACGACAGCCUCACGUCCCACAGUGACUAUGUCAUCGACGACAAGGUGGCUGUCCUGCAGAAACGGGACCAUGAGGGAUUUGGGUUCGUGCUCAGGGGGGCCAAAGCAGAGACCCCCAUCGAGGAGUUCACACCCACCCCGGCCUUCCCGGCGCUGCAGUACCUGGAGUCCGUGGACGUGGAAGGCGUGGCCUGGAGGGCCGGGCUGCGGACAGGGGACUUUCUCAUCGAGGUGAACGGGGUGAACGUCGUGAAGGUGGGCCACAAGCAGGUGGUGGCCCUGAUCCGCCAGGGCGGAAACCGGCUGGUCAUGAAGGUGGUGUCUGUGACUCGGAAGCCGGAGGAGGACGGGGUGCGUCGCCGAGCCCCGCCACCGCCCAAGAGGGCCCCGAGCACCACGCUGACCUUACGCUCCAAGUCCAUGACGGCCGAACUGGAGGAACUGGCCUCCAUGCGGAGAAGGAAAGGGGAAAACUGGGACGAGAUUCUGGCGGCGGCCGCUGAGCCCACGCUGAGGCCAGACAUCGCUGAUGCCGACUCCAGAGCAGCCACUGUUAAGCAGCGGCCCACCAGCCGGAGGAUCACGCCCGCGGAGAUCAGUGCACUGUUUGAGCGCCAAGGCCUCCCAGGUCCCGAGAAGCUGCCAGGCUCCCUCCGGAAGGGGAUUCCACGGACAAAGUCUGUAGGGGAGGACGAGAAGCUGGCAUCCCUGCUGGAGGGGCGCUUCCCUCGUAGCUCGUCCAUGCAGGACACGGGCCGGGAGGUGCGGGGCAUCCCGCCCCCGCCGCAGACCGCGCCGCCGCCGCCGCCGCCCGCCCAGUACUACCUGGACUCGGGGCCGCCGCCGGCCUUCUCGCCGCCGCCGCCGCCCGGCCGCGCCUACGACACGGCGCGCUCGAGCUUCAAGCCGGGGCUGGAGGCGCGCCUGGGCGCCGGGCUGUACGAGGCGGGCGCGCCGCUGGGCCCGCUGCCCUACCCCGAGCGGCAGCGGCGCGCGCGCUCCAUGAUCAUCCUGCAGGACGCGGCGGCCGAGGCGGGCGACCCCCGGGCCGGGCCGGCCGCCACGCCGCCCGAGCGGCCGCGCCGCCGGCCGCGCGCGCCGGGCCCCGACAGCCCCUACGCCAACCUGGGCGCCUUCAGCGCCAGCCUCUUCGCGCCGUCCAAGCCGCAGCGCCGCAAGAGCCCGCUGGUGAAGCAGCUGCAGGUGGAGGACGCGCAGGACCGCGCCGGCCUGGCCGUGGGCAGCCCCGGGCCCAUGGGCGGCAGCUUCGCGCGCGACCCGUCCCCGACGCACCGCGGCCCGCGGCCCGGCGCCGCCGACUACGGGCCGGCCGACGGCCCCGCGCUGGCCUUCGGCGGCCCCAAGGACCGCCGGCUGGAGGAGCGGCGCCGCUCCACCGUCUUCCUGUCGGUGGGCGCCGUGGAGGGCAGCCCCCCGCCCGCCGCCGAGCUGCCCUCGCUGCAGCCGUCCCGCUCCAUCGACGAGCGCCUGCUGGGGCCCGGGCUGGCGCCCGCCCGAGACCUGCUGCUGCCGUCGCCCGUGUCCGCGCUGAAGCCGCUGGUCGGCAGCCCCAGCCUGAGCCCGUCCGGCUCCACCUUCAUCCACCCGCUCACCGGGAAGCCCCUGGACCCCAGCUCCCCGCUGGCGCUGGCCCUGGCCGCCCGCGAGCGCGCGCUCGCCUCGCAGGCCUCGUCGAGGGCCCCCACGCCCGUGCACAGCCCCGACGCCGACCGCCCUGGCCCGCUCUUCGUGGACGUGCAGCCGCGAGACCCCGAGCGCGCGGCACUGGGCCUCCCGGCCUUCUCGCCCAGGAGCCCGGCCUGGGUCCCGGUGCCCGCGCGCAGGGAGCCCGAGAAGGCGCCCCGGGAGGAGCGCAAGUCCCCCGACGACAAGAAGGCCAUGAUCCUCAGCGUGCUGGACACGGCCCUGCAGCGCCCCGCGGGCUCAUCGUGGUGGCACGCCACCAGCAACGGGCAGGAGCCCGGGGGGCUGGCGGCCGAGGAGGCGCGGCCAGGCACGCCCGAGCUGGCCCCGGCGCCCGUCCAGUCGGCGGUGGUGGCGGAGCUGCCCAGCCCCCGGGCCCAGCCCCAGGUCCCCGCCCCGCCGGAUCCCGGCCCGGGCCAGGGCAGCUCCGAAGAGGAGCCCGAGCUGGUGUUCGCCAUGAACCUGCCGCCCGCCCAGCUGUCGUCCAGCGACGAGGAGACCCGGGAAGAGCUGGCGCGGAUCGGGCUGGUGCCGCCCCCCGAAGAGUUCGCCAACGGGGUGCUGCUGGCCUCGCCGCUCCCGGGCCCAGGCCCCUCGCCCACGCCCAGCCCGGGCGCCGUCCCCGGGAAGGCCGCCAGCGAGCUGCCGCCAGCCCCCGAGUCGGCCGCAGACUCGGGGGUCGAGGAGGCCGACACGCGGAGCUCCAGCGACCCUCACCUGGAAACCACGAGCACCAUCUCCACGGUGUCCAGCAUGUCCACGCUGAGCUCCGAGAGCGGGGAGCUCACCGACACCCACACCUCCUUCGCCAACGGACACACUUUUCUACUCGAGAAGCCGCCAGUGCCUCCCAAGCCCAAGCUCAAGCCCCCGCUGGGGAAGGGGCCGGUGACCUUCAGGGACCCGCUGCUGAAGCAGUCCUCGGACAGCGAGCUCAUGGCCCAGCACCCACGCCGCGCCGCCGCCGCCGGGCUGGCCUCGGCUGCUGGGCCCGCUCGCCCUCGCUACCUCUUCCAGAGAAGGUCCAAGCUGUGGGGGACCCUGGAGAGGACGCUCUCCGGGUCCGACGAGGACAAGCCAACUGUGAUCAGCGAGCUCAGCUCCCGCCUGCAGCAGCUCAACAAGGACACGCGCUCCCUCGGGGAGGAGCCCGCUGGUGGCCUGGGGGCCCUGCUCGACCCUUCCAAGAAGUCGCCCAUCGCUGCAGCCCGGCUCUUCAGCAGCCUCGGUGAGCUGAGCACCAUCUCCUCCUCCGCGCAGCGCAGCCCCGGGGCCCCCGGUGGCGGGGCCUCCUACCCGGUGCGGCCCGGCGGCCGCUACCCCGUGGCGAGGCGCGCCCCGAGCCCGGUGAAGCCCGCGUCGCUGGAGCGGGUGGAGGGGCUGGGGGCGGGCGCGGGGGGCGUGGGGCGGCCCUUCGGCCUCACGCCGCCCACCAUCCUCAAGUCGUCCAGCCUCUCCAUCCCGCACGAGCCCAAGGAGGUGCUCGUGGUGCGCAGCGUCAGCGCGCGCAGCCGCUCGCCCUCGCCGUCGCCGCUGCCCUCGCCCGCGCCCGGCCCGGGCCCCGGCGGCGCCCCGGGGCCGCGCCGGCCGUUCCAGCAGAAGCCGCUGCAGCUGUGGAGCAAGUUCGACGUGGGCGACUGGCUGGAGAGCAUCCACCUGGGCGAGCACCGCGACCGCUUCGAGGACCACGAGAUCGAGGGCGCGCACCUGCCCGCGCUCACCAAGGACGACUUCGUGGAGCUGGGCGUGACGCGCGUGGGCCACCGCAUGAACAUCGAGCGCGCGCUGCGGCAGCUGGACGGCAGCUGACCCCCGCGCCGCCCGCGCCCUGCGGGCAGG